Saccharomyces kudriavzevii IFO 1802 is the source of this 1560-nucleotide messenger RNA. RefSeq names its product dolichol kinase (gene SEC59). Gene Ontology annotation, cellular component: endoplasmic reticulum membrane. The record is from RefSeq and is a predicted model, not a curated record. The transcript has a single exon. Lineage: Eukaryota; Fungi; Ascomycota; Saccharomycetes; Saccharomycetales; Saccharomycetaceae. Bases 1 to 1560 code for a protein of 519 amino acids. Gene Ontology annotation, biological process: dolichyl monophosphate biosynthetic process. Gene Ontology annotation, molecular function: dolichol kinase activity.
AUGGUUGCUAUUGUACCUCAUGUUUCCUUUACCACAGCUAAUUCUGCUCAGAAAACUAAAGGAAGCCAAAUACCACCAGAGGAGAUCCGGAAGAUCAAUAUGAGAGCUCUUAAAGUUAAUUUGAGGGAGGGUUCUCGAGGUUUUGAGUGCUUUUUUUCGAACUUUAUCCAGAUAUUCAUACUGCUGGGCACUUUUUGUUACGGUUUCAAAAGGCUUCAGCCGUGGUCUAGUGAUGGCAUUGACACGUCUUAUAAACAAAUCUUCGUAAAUGUCCUCGUGGUUGGAUUGAUAAUGAUAAGUGUGGUUUUCAUCAAAUAUUGGCAACAUGGCCGCGGGAGCUUACCUAAGUUUGAUACCGUUUACAGUUUAUAUUUACCCUUCAUGAUUUCAUUAUUGUUUGAUACACCUUCUACAGUAAUAAAUACUAUACUGAUUCUUUCGGUACUGGAUUCCUAUGAAUGGGACACUCAAUUAAUAGUGGUGAUUUUACAGUUCUGCCUCGUAUUUUUCAAUUUUGAAUCUGAUGACAGGGAAAAGAAUAUUGUCAGCAUUAUAAUAAACUCGUUGCUGUCGUUGAUUUUAAAAUAUAUUGGACAACUGAAGAGCUUAGACAAUAUCGACUCUAAUCUAUUUAGUAUCAUACUAACGAAUAUAUUAUACCUUUCUGAAGCAGACUCAAUACAAUUUAGAAUUUUGAGGGGCAUUAUCAUUGCUCUCAUAACGGUAAUUUCAAUAAAUUAUAUGCUCAAUAAAAUAAUGCACGUUAAACCUUUUAUUUUGUCGAUAUUUUUUGCUGUUGGACUUCCCGCUUUUACGAGUAUCUUCAUUCAAUUAGAAGGCGACAGAAACCCGCUAUUCUGGUUGGUAGAAUAUAUCUUAGAAUCUGCCACCCGUCAAAAGAUCCUAUUUGCUUGGUCUUCCAUUCUUAUGCUGUCUAUACCAAGUAUUUUGAUUGAAAAAGAUAGUCUAUCAUUGAAUACCUCCCGAAAAUUGUGGCAUUUCAUCAUUUUCUUACUCAUAGUACCGUCAUUCCAAAUAGAUUCAAAUUUCGUGAAAAUUGCGUUGUCCGGAACAAUACCAGUCUUCUUAUCAAUCGAAUAUAUAAGGUUUCAAAACUUACCACCGCUGGGAUCUGUUGUUGAAAAGCAUCUUAGAAGGUUUGCGGACGCCAGAGACCACAGCGGGCCUUUGAUCAUUUCAUACCUUUAUUUACUGAUCGGAAUAUCCACGCCUUUACUAAUGAAUAAUUCUCCUAUGGGUUUAAUAGGGCUGGGAAUUGGUGAUUCGCUUGCAUCCAUUAUUGGUAAAAAGUAUGGCCGUAUUCGUUGGCGAGGCACUCAGAAAACUAUAGAGGGAACUUUUGCCUUCAUAAUUACUAGUUAUGUUGUUUGCUUGAUCUUAUUCUAUUUUGAUAGGGCAGUCAUUUUUAAUCAUUUGACUGCUUUACAAUUACUCGGCGUUUGUACGCUGAGCGGAGUACUAGAAGGUAAUAGUGUACUUAAUGAUAAUAUUUUGAUACCUGCAUUUAUGAUGAUUUGCGAAAAAUUGUUUACCCUUUGA